UGCAGUUCUGCGGCGACGUGCGGAGGCAGGCGCUCCUGCAGCUGUGCCUGCUGCUCUGCCACCCCUUCCCCCUGAUCCGGAAGACCACGGCGAGCCGGGCGUACGAGAUGGUGCUCACCUACAGCGACGUCGUGGGCGCCGGCGCGCUGGACGAGGUCCUGGCUGUGCUCAGCGACACGGCGUGGGACGCGAAGCUCCCAGAGGUGAGAGUGCAUCGGAAUCGCCUGUGCGACCUCCUGGGCGUGCCCCGCCCCCAGCUGGUGCCCAAGAGUCAACCUCACGGAUUUGCACGAAUGAUACUGAGUCCUCUGGUCCUGCGGUUUCUGCAGUGCAGACGACACCUGUAACUGGCCCACGGUUCUUGGAUCCUCUUGGCCCACCAACUCCUGAAGCCGGUCCCACGUCCUGUUCCCGAGGGAGGAGGAACCGGACGCCACGGCAACACGGGAAACCUGGCGAGACGGUCCCAUCGCAGGGUGAACAAGGCUGGCGUGUGGCGCCACCCGGCCCAGGUGAGGACUGCAGCCCUUGCGGACAGUGUCCCCGCCCCACCAAGGGCAGGCUGUCGGGCAGACCCAUCUGGCCCCGCCGUCAGCGUAGACGAGAACCGUGACUGAGCUUCCCUCACGCGUGGGCACAGAUGUCCCACGCUUGCUGACACUCCCAAUGAGGACAACACGAGCUCACACUCCGACCUGGCACGGUGAAGCUGCUGGAGUGAGAUCUUGGUUGUACCGAGAGAAAAGACAGUGCGGCCAGGCAGUUCAAGCAGGUUGGAAAAGUCAUGAUGUGGAUUUCUCAAUUUUUCUUUAGUUUUGUCAAACUUCACGCUAUGUACUAGGUGCUUGUAGGUUUAUACAGUAUAAAUAUCAUUCGGGAAAGAACAAAAUGAAGUCAUUGAAAUAAAAAUAAGCUUUUCUCAUGUGUGUUAA
Microcebus murinus (gray mouse lemur) is the source of this 932-nucleotide messenger RNA. Lineage: Eukaryota; Metazoa; Chordata; Mammalia; Primates; Cheirogaleidae. The record is from RefSeq and is a predicted model, not a curated record.